Molecule: messenger RNA, 2649 nt
Organism: Monascus purpureus
Lineage: Eukaryota; Fungi; Ascomycota; Eurotiomycetes; Eurotiales; Aspergillaceae
Source: the annotation of a GenBank genome assembly
AUGUUUUCAUUCUGGCGCCUGCGUCGUAGCCAGCCACCUUCUCCUACGGUGGAGGACGAAGUCGCCUCUCUCGCUCGCGAACUGCACGCCGUCCCCUGCAUCAUUGAGAAGCCAGGACUAGAAGGCGUCCACUGCAGGGGAUCCAUUGACCAGUAUCCGGUGCUUCUGGCUGUGAGCCUACCACAGUUACUGCCGCCGACUACAGAGUCUAGGGUCACAGAGGUGUCCGAUGAUUCCCCAGAUAAAAGCGCAAGCUCUUCCGCGUCGUCCAUGAGCGCUCCCAACGAGACUGCGCCCCGAUCUGAAACGAGCACCAAGUCGACUAUUGCUCCUGCUGCGACUCAAUCUCGGAACAAGGAGAACAGCAUUGAGAGUGAUCUGUCUCGAGGACAACAGUCUGGUCACCAAGCUCAUCCACAGACACUACGACCGCUUGAUACUAAAAGCGCGAACAAUGGCCAGAAACGAGCACCUUCACGGAAUCCAUCUUCCAAUACUGAAAAACAGACUUCCCCGCAGCGUGAUGUCUCUGUCAAUGGCAGCCAUUCAUCAUCUCGGCCCCUAAAGGACUUGUCAGUUGCUUCUCAGAAUCAACUGCCUCGUCAAGAAGGCAAGGCCUCUAUGUCUCAGGACUCGAAAAUCAGCCGGUCACGGAGUGUUAAACGCGAAGAAUCGCAGCGUCCAGUCACCAGCACAAAAGCCCAAAAGCCUCCGAUGCCUUCCCACAACCGUGUGGAGGAUCCUCCACAGCCAAAGACAGCUUUCCAACCUCCCCAGUCAAACACAGCUCGGUUCAACAAUGUUAAAAAUGAAGGAUCCACCGAACGACCAGUCGCUAACCAGAAGGUCUCGAUCACUUCAUCCAAGGGUCCGUUGAAUUCGGUAGCAUCUGAGCGCAAAGAAACCAGCGACAGCAAGGCCCAAGUCGGAAAGGAGCAUCCGAACCAGUGUUCGAAGGUCGCUAGUUUUAGCGAGCGACUGGAAGAGAAACUACGACACCGACGGGAAUUUCAAGAGUCAAAGGAUCGCACGGAGAAUGAUGCACAGAGCAAAUCCGAUCCUAAAAAGACCAAGAUGCACACUGUCCAAGCUGUCCCAGUGAAGGAAGAUCGAGCACCUCAGCCCGUGGUGCCCGUCAAGGUACCGCUGGAUAAUGUUCCUGCGGCCGCAACACAGACGCGAGCUCGAGAUUCCUCUUCAAAGUCUCGAGAAAGCAGCACGCAUGCCUCGGGCACAACCUCUAGGUCACGAGCAACUUCCACAUCUCCCAAGUUGAAGCCUGCUUCUGGCUCUUCAGACAAAGAUGACAAAGUCGCUGCUACAUCUUGUACUACUAUAUCAAUCUCCCAGUCGUCGCCGCCUUCUUCAUCUUCAAAGGACGAAGCCACGCCAAAACCCGGUACUGUGUUAACAGUAACAAUAGCGCAACCGGCGCAACCGACGCAUUCCCGCCGAACUAGAAGUCAGACUGUAACGCUUCCUCACGAAGUCAUUCCGAAAGCUGUCUCGACAUCCGAAAAACCAUUAGAGGUGGACAAGACUCAGCUCCGUUCCCACUCUUGCCAGCGGGAUAUUGCUUCCUACAAGAUGGAGAUGUCCACCCAAUUCUCUCCGGGAGCAGAAAAUCUCUGUCUUCUACCGUGCCCCCGGGCGAUCCCAAUGGCGGGCUAUCAAGACUGGUACACGAUCAAGGGAAUGCCAUACCUCGACAUUUGCCCAUCCUGCACCCAGCAACUGGUGCAGUCGAAAUUCCGCGAAUUCUUCAUCCCGGGCCCCCCGAAGCCGCGCAGCCAGAAAGUCCGGUGCUCGUUCAGCGAGCCCUGGACCCGUCUCGCCUGGGUCCAGGCUAUCAAGAAGGACUGCGAAGACCUCAAAAUGCUUCAUCAGAUCACUCAUCCCCCGCAAAUAUUCAAGCCGUGUCCUGGCCGUAUCACAACAGAACAGUACUGGUACCGCAUCAUCGACCCGGAAACAGAUACGUACCUGCCUCGCUUCAGCAUCUGUCCAACCUGCAUCCGGAACCUGCGCAUCCUCAUGCCCUCCCACCGCGACACGUUCGAACGCAGUCCCACCCCGCGCGAACGGCUAUGCGACCUCGCUACCUCCUCCCCCCGUUUCGUGCAGUACAUCGACCUCCUCGACGCAGCGGCUACCAGGGCAGAGCUUUCAAACUCCCCCCUCGUCAGACCAGUCGAUAUGGACCCCUUCCUCGCCUAUGCACGCCGCAAGGUCGUCCUUCGUGACUGUCCCCGCGACCGCCUCAUCUUCAGCAACUGGCAUUACCUCCCUCAGCUACCCGAAUUCACCGUCUGCGAGGACUGCUUCGAUGACGUCGUCUGGCCGCUCGUGAAGGCUAAUUACCCAAUCGCCCGUAUGUUCUCUACCAGUCCCCAGCUCUUACCGGGGGAUGGCCUGUAUGGGUGUCGCGAGGCGAGUUGUCAGCUCUAUUCGCCGCGGAUGAGGGUGCGGUUUCGCGAUGCCGUAUUGAGAGAUAGCUUCUUGCUCUUGGAGCAGGUUGCGCUAACGAGGUAUAAUGCUGAGAGGAAGUUUAGGGAGCGUAAGCUUGAGUUGCUUGAUGAGGAUCGUAGGGGGUUUGAUCGUGAUGUUGAGUUGAGGGUUAAUGGGGAGGAGUGGAGAAAGUGGGAGUGA